CGGGCGGAAGUAGGAAGUGCAGGCACCGGAGGUGGCUUAGGAGAUACUCUGGGGGCUUGUAUUGUGGUUGCUGUCGGGUAAACAGACAUGGGGCUGUUCGGGAAGACGCAGGAGAGGCCGCCUAAAGAACUGGUCAAUGAAUGGUCACUUAAAAUUCGUAAAGAGAUGCGUGUCAUUGACAGGCAGAUUAGAGAUAUCCAGAGAGAGCAAGAGAAAGUCAAGCGCUCCAUAAAGGACUCGGCAAAGAAAGGCAACAGGGAAGCAUGUAUUAUUUUGGCCAAGGAGGUUGUGCAGUCCAAGCGGGCAGUAAAUAAGCUGUAUGCCUCCAAGGCCCACAUGAACUCCAUACUCAUGAGCAUGAAGAAUCAGUUAGCCGUCCUCAAAGUCUCUGGAGCCCUACAAAGGAGCACAGAGGUGAUGAAAGCCAUGCAGAACUUGGUGAAAAUCCCCGAGAUCCAGGCCACCAUGAGAGAACUGUCCAAGGAGAUGCUGAAGGCGGGGAUUAUAGAAGAAAUGCUGGAGGACACGUUUGAAGGAAUGGAGGACCAGGAUGAGAUGGAGGAAGCAGCAGAGAUGGAGAUUGAUAAGAUCCUGUUUGAAAUCACAGCAGGUGCCCUGGGCAAAGCUCCCAGCAAAGUCACAGAUGCCUUACCGGAGCCGGAGCCAGAGCUGGAGGGUGCCACCGCUGCAUCUGACGAAGAGGAGGAUCUGGAAGCUAUGCAAUCGCGACUGGCUGCCCUUCGCAGCUAAUGGUGCACUGCGCGGUUUCUCCAGUACCGAGAGACUUCUUUUCCUCCUAUAUGUAACUUUCUUUUGUGAAAGUAUUUUGGGGUAAUAUAUCUAUCUCUGGCUUAUUAAAGGUGGCAUAAUCCUUGUGCUGACUCCUCCCCCUGGUGCCGGUGCUCACACCUUGCUUGAGAAGCAUGCCGAAGGGUGAAGACGUGGACAUCUUUCUGUGCCCAUAAUGCACUUGGCCCUCCCUCUGCUGAUGGACCUUGCUCCUAAGGGGAACUAGCCAAUCCAAUGCUGCCUUUUACCUGCUGAGCAAGGUCAGUGGAUUUGAUGGACAAUGGACAAAGAGAGGAGUCUGCAUAAAUCAUAAAUUUCAUUUUACUCUAUGGAAAAAAUUAUUUAUUACCAACGUCUUUUUGCAUUGGCUGCGUCAGUCGCAGCG
Molecule: messenger RNA, 1174 nt
Organism: Nanorana parkeri
Lineage: Eukaryota; Metazoa; Chordata; Amphibia; Anura; Dicroglossidae
Gene: CHMP3
Product: charged multivesicular body protein 3
Exons: 6
Coding region: 88-750 (220 amino acids)
Biological process (GO): endosome transport via multivesicular body sorting pathway; late endosome to vacuole transport; protein transport
Cellular component (GO): ESCRT III complex; multivesicular body
Source: RefSeq, a predicted model, not a curated record